Nicotiana attenuata is the source of this 1404-nucleotide messenger RNA. Its product is annotated as FBD-associated F-box protein At4g10400-like. The record is from RefSeq and is a predicted model, not a curated record. The transcript is spliced from 7 exons. Gene Ontology annotation, molecular function: protein binding. Lineage: Eukaryota; Viridiplantae; Streptophyta; Magnoliopsida; Solanales; Solanaceae. The coding region runs from base 1 to 1404 and encodes 467 amino acids.
AUGGACUACGUGAUGCCCUUUUCAAUAAAAAGAAAGAGGGAUUUACUCAUCAAAAAGAAAAAAAGAAAGACGGAUGAUGUGAUGCCUCUUAAUCGCUGUAGUAAGCGUCAGAAGAAUCUUUUCAAGUGUGGGAUUGACAACUUGCCUGAUGAGUUGCUUAUUGCCAUUCUUUCCUGUCUUACCUUCCAAGAGGCAGCAAGGACCUGUAUUCUCUCGCAGCGAUGGAGAUACUUAUGGAAGUAUACAACUUGCAGUAUUCAGUUUUAUAGUGAAGGCACAUUGGAGUUUGAGGCAGCAGAAAAGUUUAUAAAUUCGGUGAAUGGAGGCUUAAAAUUGCAUCAGGUGAAUCUAUUGAGCAGUUCAAAGUUGGUUUUGUCUAUCCAAGUCAAAGUAUUUGAACUAAACAUGGCGGCGGGUCCUCUUGACAGCACUGGACUUUGGAGGAAUUAUAGCAUUCCUCAUGUGCAAAAGCUGUUGUCGAUUUCUGGCGAGGUUAAGUUGCUGAAAACAUUGACUACUCUCAAAUCUUUCCGAUUUGUUAACAUCCGAAUAACACAAGAAGUUGUUGAAUUUCUUUUGUCACGCUGCCCUGUGUUGGAGCAAGUGUGUAUUUCAGCCUCAAAGUCUCUGAAGCGUUUGAAAGUUGCUGGUUCCUUACCUAAGUUAAGGUCCAUGGAAAUAUCAAAUUGUGAUUCUUUGAAGACUAUGAAGCUAACUAUCGGAGGUGAUUAUGCUGGCUCUUUUAUUUUUGAUGCUCACAAGCACUCAAGCUAUUGUCGAAAUCUGAAGAAGCUUAAACUGAAAGUGUCACAAAAGGUUGUAGUAGACAUCUCCCCUAUCGGGGAGAUUCCCAGUGAACAUCCUCAACUCUACAAUCUGAAAGAGUUGGAAUUGGACAUCACUUUAGGAGAGGAUGAUGGCCUUUGCUUCUUCACAUUCUUGACUAAGUGUUCUCCUCAGUUGUCAAGGUUAACCUUCAAGAUGAUCAUUUACACAGGACACCCUCAGUGUGCAUUCCUAAUGAACAAGAAGGCAAUCAGAGAGUGUGUUGAGCAGCUUAAAGCAAAUUUACCUCCCGGAGCUGAAUUGUCGACACAUGGUCCUGAGAGAGCUGCUCAAAGGUUUUCAAAUGUAGUUGAUGUGAAUCUUCUUGGAUAUACGAGCCCUGUGGGAUUUGCUUCGAUGGUUGCAGUGACCGUUGAUGCAUUUGAGUGUUAUAGCUAUCCAGAAGCUAUUUCGACGGCAAAAAGGUUGACAUACUUUGGAGGGAUUUCUUAUGGCAAGGAAGAAGAACACAGAACCUUCAACUUGGUAAGAUGGGAAACAGUCACCACAGAUAAGGAGGCAGGUGGACUUGGAGUGAAGAACUUUAAGAUACAGAGGAACAACUUACUGCGGAAGUGA